GAGAUGUGUCCAGAGUGGAGACAUUACCCCUGGAGGGUAAUCCAAGGGACCUCGUGUGCACUGGGAUGUAUGGAUUGAGAUGUUUGUGAUCACCCACUGUACAAACAUAUUUGAAGCACCUACUUACUGUAUGAGGGUGAAUUCAUAAUUCUGAGGGCAGACAGGACUUCUAGGCGAUGGACUUGGAUUCCUCUCCAGGUAUCAGUGUCCCCCUAGAGGUCUUUUGGAUGGGGACCUGGGACUCUACAGGUGACGUCCUUCCUGGUCUCCUCCAGGUAUGCAUACUUCUACCCUGAUUGUGAAGAGGAUGAAGAAGUUAUGGACACCAUCUCCACCUUCCUGGAUAUACGGAUUGAGAAGUUCCCUGAGGAUUUUUGCCAGGCAUCAGACCUGUCCAUUCUGAAACAAGUGAAGAACUACUUGAUUGUCAACAUUCCCCAUUCAGAUGUUCUCAACCGUUUCAAUGAACUCCUGACCCAGCUGCAGACAGAGGUGGCCAGUGACUCAGAGGCCAGCACUGAGGAAGCCUCAGAUAUGCCUGCAUCAGCAGCACAUCCGUAGAUCUGGGGAGCCGCACAUGCACAGAUCUGGAGCUUGAGGUCUGUUAACCAACAACGAAGACAGCUACACCAGAGCUGGAGACCACAACAACCAGCAGAAGUUUCUGUGACUCCUGUGAGAUGUGGCAGCAGCAGUUGGGUCACCACGCGGGUUAGCAGCUAUGGAUACUGAGUGUCAGCAUGUCAGCAGAUGCUGCAGCUUUUGCACAUCUGACUUUGCUGCAGUGCGUCUACCUCCCCAGGGAACGGCCCUGCCACCCGUUUCCCUUCUGCUGAACCAUCAGCACGUGCUCUGCAGACAGCACCAGUUCUGUGUUCCCCACAGAAUCCCUCCCGGAUUUGAACCCCCAGCCUUCUCAGCCCCACAGCCAGCCUCCCCAUCCCGAGUAACUGUUUUUAUUGUUCUAGUUAUUUUCGAUAUUGUAUUAGUUUAAGCAUUGGUUUUAAUAAAUUGUUCGUUUGUUUUUCA
Molecule: messenger RNA, 1029 nt
Organism: Peromyscus leucopus (white-footed mouse)
Lineage: Eukaryota; Metazoa; Chordata; Mammalia; Rodentia; Cricetidae
Product: ral guanine nucleotide dissociation stimulator-like
Exons: 3
Coding region: 319-561 (80 amino acids)
Source: RefSeq, a predicted model, not a curated record